This is a messenger RNA of Aspergillus clavatus NRRL 1, 438 nucleotides long. RefSeq names its product hydrophobin family protein. Gene Ontology annotation, molecular function: structural constituent of cell wall. Bases 1 to 438 code for a protein of 145 amino acids. The record is from RefSeq and is a predicted model, not a curated record. Lineage: Eukaryota; Fungi; Ascomycota; Eurotiomycetes; Eurotiales; Aspergillaceae. The transcript is spliced from 3 exons. Gene Ontology annotation, cellular component: fungal-type cell wall.
AUGAAGUUUGCUCUUAGCAUCGCAGGCCUCGUCCUCGCCGUCUCGGUGGCCGCUCGCCCCGGCUCGAGCCCCCAGUUCCCGAUCCUCCCUAGCGGCAUGACCGUGCAACAAGCUGCGGAAAAGUGCGGUGACCAGGCACAGCUCUCCUGCUGCAACCAGGCCUCGAUGGGCGGCGACAGCACCAACAUCGACCAGGGUAUUGCCGCCGGUCUGCUCAAGGACGUCCUUGGCGGCGGGAGUGUGAACCAGGGCGUGAAUCUGUUCCAUCAGUGCGCCAAGCUCGACCUCCAGAUUCCAAUCAUUGGUGUUCCCAUCCAGGACGCACUGAACCAGAGAUGCAAGCAGAACGUGGCUUGCUGUCAGGCGCCCAAAGCGGAUGCGAGCAACGACGGAGUGGCUCUCAGCUUGCCUUGCAUCGCACUUGGCUCGGUUAUUUAG